This is a messenger RNA of Lactuca saligna, 357 nucleotides long. The record is from the annotation of a GenBank genome assembly. NCBI's taxonomy places the organism in Eukaryota, Viridiplantae, Streptophyta, Magnoliopsida, Asterales, Asteraceae.
AUGCUUGAUUACUUCCAGCAUCAGACAAAUUUCUGCGACAUUGGUUUUCCAAAUCAAUGGAUUUCUAAGUUUAGUAGGAGAUUGAUAUGUAUUCUCCUUCUUGUUCUAACUUCAAUCGACAACAACCACGACCCUCCCUUCCUUCUUUUAUGUUCUGAUUCGAUUCUCACCACACCUUCUUCGAUUCAGAUAGUAGGAGCUUGGGAUGGUGAGUAUGGUGGUGCUGAUCGGAUUUCUGUGGAAAAUCAAGAAGAGGUUAAGGCAUAUGUGUGUUGGCUUGUGGGUAUGGUGGAUUAUGGUGGUCUGGUGAUGUGUGAUGUGGGUGGUGUUAGAGGUGAUGUUCACACUGAUGAAUAA